GGCACAGUGUGGAACCCUAAUUUCAGCCGAUCAGAGACAGAGUUUACUACUUCAGCUGAGCGGUGGUUGUACUGCUCGUAGUGGUCGCACUGGUCGUAGUGGUUGUAGUGGUUGUAGUGGUCUUAGUGGUUACAGGUGGAUCAGUUAUGGCCAAAUGGGGGGAAGGAGAUCCUCGUUGGAUCGUUGAAGAGAGAGCAGACGCCACCAACGUCAACAACUGGCACUGGACGGAGCGUGAUGUCUCCGGCUGGUCGGCGCAGCGUCUGCGUCAGCUGCUGCUCGGGGUCAGGGUGCAGGGGUCAGAGGGCGUGUGUCAGCUGACCGGCAUCGACCAACUGGACGGAGAAGCUUCCAUCAACAACCGCAAAGGGAAACUGAUCUUCUUCUACGAGUGGCAGCUGAGAGCCAGCUGGCUGGGUACAUCCAGCAGUGGAGUGAAGUCCAGAGGAACCGUCUCCGUGUCCAACCUGUCGGACGAGAACCAGGAGGACGACCUGGACAUUUCCGUGUCACUGUGCAAAGAUCAACCCGACACGCGACUCCUCGACCUCAUGAGGGCGACCGGGGUUCCAGAGGUCCGGAGGGUUCUAGGCCAGUACGUCCACCAGCUGAAAUCAGAGUUCAGUCAGGGGAUGAUCCUUCCCGCCGCCACCGGUCCGAGACCACCUCAACCCGAGCUGAAGAACCAGACCAAGACCAGUAGAACUCAGGUCAGCUCCACCCCCAUGUGUUCUUCUAGCGCCGCCCCCUGUCCAACAGGUCUACGUAUCCUGACGUCCAACUUUGACCUCAACGAAACCUUCCAAACAUCCCCUGACGAGCUCUACAGGACCUUCAUCAACCAGGAGUUUGUACAGGUGUUCACGCGCUCAGCGGCCGUGGUCGAUGGUCAUCAUGGCGGCAGGUUCCUGCUGUUGGACGGGAGCAUCAGUGGAGAGUUUACAAAGCUGGUUCCGGACCAGAGGAUCGAGAUGAGGUGGCGGUUCAGGACGUGGCCCAGUGAGCACUACGCCUCCGUCCGUCUGCAGCUGGAGGAGUGAGGAGACGCCACUCAGCUCAGGAUGCAGUGUCGAGGAGUUCCUGCCAGGGAGGAGGACACCACCAAGGAGGGCUGGGCCAGAUUCUACUUCCAGGCCAUAAAACAGACGUUUGGAUAUUGAGCUCGUCUGAUUGGCUGAAAGGAUCUUCACUGUGUCAGCAUGAUGGGCCAGGAUGACUCCUCCUGACCUCUGACCUUUACCUAAAGCUCAGAGUUAAAGGAACAGUCCAACGUUUAAUAAACUCUGUUUCAUCUGUGUGAGGCUGUUAGCUUAGCACAAAGACUGGAAUCAAAGAGAAACUAUUAGCUUACAAUAAAUAACAAGAGAACAAUCUC
Messenger RNA from Platichthys flesus (European flounder), 1375 nucleotides. Its product is annotated as activator of 90 kDa heat shock protein ATPase homolog 1-like. The record is from RefSeq and is a predicted model, not a curated record. Gene Ontology annotation, molecular function: ATPase activator activity; protein-folding chaperone binding. NCBI's taxonomy places the organism in Eukaryota, Metazoa, Chordata, Actinopteri, Pleuronectiformes, Pleuronectidae. Gene Ontology annotation, cellular component: cytosol. The transcript has 9 exons. Bases 147 to 1040 code for a protein of 297 amino acids. Gene Ontology annotation, biological process: protein folding; positive regulation of ATP-dependent activity.